GCGUUUGUACAUGCAUGUCAAACUGGCGCGGAAACGGUCCAAAGUGCUGUAAAUCAACGGCCAUGGACGUUUGGCAACUUGUAAAUAACAUUUUUUGUUGCUGUUAGAUAUAAUUGAAAAAUUGAUUCUUGCUCAAGCCAAAUAUUACGGACGUAAUCACUAUCAAUAAUGAAGCCUGUACGUGGUUCCAAUCCGGAAGCAGCGAAAGUACCCAGGCUAAAACGCAAGUCUCAAAAGAAAACUCAGCCAGCAACCGAUCACUCGGAUCCGCCGCCCGCUGACGACAACAAUGGCAAGACCAAACGCCAGAAAUGGACAAAGCAAAGAAACGUCCAAGGCCCAAGAAACCUGAAGAAGAUCCAGAGAUCCUCCAUCGUUGCACUGGAGGAUAUGAUGAACCUAGCAAUACUGACAACUCUUGGUUUGGGACAGACAGAGAAGAAGAAGAGCCAGGAACAUCUAAAUAUUGUGAAAAACAGGUUCCUAACUCGGUGUGCAGAGCUUCAAGUUCCAGUGCAGAAACAUAAAGAGUUCGGGCCCUCAUCGCAGGAGAGAAAGAAGUCUGUGCCUGAUAAGCAAACUCUGAGUUCCCUGGAGGAAGACCUGAGGGCUGUGGUCAGUGUGCUGGAGAGCACAGAAAAGCAGACAUCCUCUUUGCAGCAUGAAUGCAAUUCUCUGAGAGAACAGCUAGAAGAGGAGGAGGCCAAAGCUAAGGAGAUAUUACUGAGAAGCAAGCAAACAGUCCUUGGCCUCCCUUCAUACCCUCCACGGAAGGAUGAAACAACCUUGGAGGCUCGUUUGAGAAAACAGGUCCCGGAGAACGACUGUGAGGCCAUAUCGCUCAAACUGGGAGCAAUCUUGCAAAAGUCAGAAGCGGUAAAAAAUGCCAAGGACCUACUUACACAAGCACAUAAACAUGUUGAUCAGCUGUUCGACUUAUAAUUGUUCCCUGUCAGUGUUUCCUCUUGUUCCAAAGGCAACUAACCACCUGCUACAUAUUUUUACAAGAAACUCAAAAGAUGUGUAUAGAAGUGUUAUGUGGUACUGCAAAUGUAUUUUGGAAUAGCUGCAGUAAUUGAGUACUCGGAGCCACUUUGUUUAAAAAUAUUUUUAGAAUUGUAAAAGUCUACAUUCGUAAGAAUAAUAAAAAUAAUCUCUCAUCAAA
Molecule: messenger RNA, 1165 nt
Organism: Phyllopteryx taeniolatus (common seadragon)
Lineage: Eukaryota; Metazoa; Chordata; Actinopteri; Syngnathiformes; Syngnathidae
Gene: cenpq
Product: centromere protein Q
Exons: 8
Coding region: 169-942 (257 amino acids)
Source: RefSeq, a predicted model, not a curated record